Aedes aegypti (yellow fever mosquito) is the source of this 3300-nucleotide messenger RNA. RefSeq names its product leucine-rich PPR motif-containing protein, mitochondrial. The transcript has 2 exons. The record is from RefSeq and is a predicted model, not a curated record. NCBI's taxonomy places the organism in Eukaryota, Metazoa, Arthropoda, Insecta, Diptera, Culicidae. Gene Ontology annotation, molecular function: protein binding. The coding region runs from base 119 to 3217 and encodes 1032 amino acids.
AAACAAAAACUCGCUAACAUCACAGUGCGCGUGUAUCGCCGACCGGGUGCUCAUGUAAUCUUUUCCCAUCAUAAGUAAAAAUCGCAAUUUUGUCAGUAAUAUAGUUCCGUAAAAAAACAUGAACACGCUUCGAAGUUUAGUGCUGGCGCGGCACUACCGCUUGGCAUCGAUUCGUACCGUGGCAGCAUCAGUGGUUCGACCUCUUUCCGUAUCGCCUUCGAUAGGCAGCUUGUCGAGGCGGAAAUCGCCGGUGGUGCAAACGAGUUUCUGUGGGAGCUUCUCCACCCAAGCCAAUCAUCGAUUCAAGAAAGCCGCCAAAGUAACGGCGAACCCGCUGGACGAACUGAAGGCCGAGGCACUAGCCUACAGGCGUGUUCACAUGGAGCGCCUGAAUCAGAUCCUGGAGAAGCCGGACGAUAUCCCCGUGGAGGGAUACGACUUCCUGCUCGGCUGCUGUGGCAGUUUCCUGCUGGAGCAUCCGGUCGAUACCCGGAUGAAGCUGUUCCAGAACCUGUGGUUCAUGGCGCACCGGGACGGCGGGAAGCAGGUUUCGUUGGAUCGGUGGAAGAUUUUGCUGAGGAUUUAUCGCGAGAAUGGGGUGGAAUUGGAGGGAGGCGUGAAGGAGUUUUUGAAGAGGGUUGAGGUGGACAAGGAUCCGGAGUUUUAUGAGCUGGUUUUGGCGGUGGCUUGCGAGAGAGGUGAUGCCCAUGGGAUGUGGGAAGUGAUGGAGCUGCUUAAGGAGCGAGGGAUGGGUUUGAAUGCAAGGAUAGCAGCGACUUUGGUGAGGGGGCAUUCGAAGGCAGGGGAUAUGGAAGCGGUGCGAACCCUACUAGAUUCGAUGAGUGCGGGAAAUGUUGAAUCUGAUGGGGGAGUUUAUGGAGAGCUGAUAAUUGGAUGGCUUAAGAACGAUCAAUUGGAGAAGGCUCAGAAGUUGAUAACAGAGAAGGGAAGCCUGCUAAGCGAGAAUCACGUGAUUGAGGCCCUGAAGGAAGCUCUGGUUAAAGGACAAACGGGCGUUGUCAAGUCCCUAGCAAAGUUGCUUCCGGAAGCCGUGGUUCAGGAUUCAAGUAUAGAUCCCCUCAUCAGAAAUCUGUGUUCGGUUUUGUAUCGCGAAGGACGAUACGAGUCUGUGAGGACAUUAUUGGGAGAGCUCCCCGUUCCAGAGUUCAAGCUGAACGAGAACUACGAUAGCUACGCUGUUCCAUUGAUAUUCGAUCUGGUCAAAAGCAAUGCACCGCUGGAGGAAAUUGUUCUGCUGGUGGAUUUCCUCGUCAAAACUAAGCGAAAUGAGCGAGCUCUGCACGUGGCCUGUGAAUGUGCGGCCAAACACAGCAUCGACAUCUAUCCAGAACUUCUACGAUUGCUGAAGCAACAGGAAGAUCUCCGCCCGCACUAUUUCUGGCCGUUGAUAGUGCAGAACUUUACCAGGAGCGGCGAGGCUGGAGUUAUGGAUGCACUGAAACUGAUGCAGCGUUACAAAACCGAACUGGACGUGGAGACGAUCUCCGUUUUUGUCCUUCCGAAGUUAUCCAUUUCCUUGAAGGACGUUCGAACAUCGCUGAAGCAGUUCGAAGACCGAGGCGUCAAAAUGUCCGUUUUGAUGACCCCAUUUGUAUCGCACUUGCUGUACCAAAAUCGGUUUCAGGACGCAAUCAAUGUCGUAAAGCUCUAUUCCUCCAAAGUCGACACGGAAGCGCUCAUCUAUCCAUUGGUACUUCAAACGACGGUUAACAAAUCUGCGGAACACUUCCAAACAAUGGCUAGCGUUAUAAGCCAUCUCAAAGACAAAGCCCAGAACCCAAAGCAUGAUCUGGCCGGUCAGCUACUCAUGGAAUUGAUCAGCAAUAGAAAAACCAAGCACGAUGUUUCAACAAUCAAAUCCCUUCUCCGAGAGUUCUCAACCCACCGGAUUCGAAUCAGUCGGAUGAGCGCCAACGUCUUGAAGAACCACUUCUCCAAAGCCCAGCAAAUUGAUGCAGGGCUUGAUAAGCUGAUCAACUCGCUGGUCGAAGACAAGCUUACCAUUCCGUCCAAAGAGAUGUUCGACUCCAUAAUCGUGCACCCGAGGGACAUGACCUACGACGAGCUGGAAUGCCACUUGGGCGAGCUGGAAGAGAAGAAGCUCAAUUGUCGAGGCGUUCUCCGUCGACUCCUACAAGUUUGUGUUCGUGAAAAUCGUUUGGAUCGAGCCUUAGAAAUCAAACGGAAAUGUGACGAAGCCAAAGUCGAAUUAAGCUCCGGCAUGCUUGCCUCCGUGUUCGAUCUGCACAUCAAGCGGAAAAACGUGGACGAAGCCGGAAAGACCCUGGAGCAAAUCAAAACCAUGUUCCCGGGCUUCCUGCUCGACGAGCACAAGGUCAUAGACUUUGCUGCACUCCUAGCCGAAAAAGGUUUCCCCUCCACUGCCCAGAAUGUCCUCAAGCAACGAGCGUCUUCCGGACACAUACGCCCUGGAAAUUCCAACAAGAACAUCUGGAACCUCCUGACGAACACCGCUCAAUGGGCUGCUCAACACGACCCCAAGUCCUCCAAAAACCACACUGGCGAAAUGCUCAACUUCCUCGUCCAACUCGGAUACUGCACCUUCGACAACGCCCUCCUUGGCCCGGUCAUUCGCGAAUACCUCCUGAAAAACCAAACCACAAACGCCGUCGCGGAGUACAAGCGGAUCGCCACCGAAAAGCGCCGAACUCCGCUUCAGUUGGAAAUCUUCACCACCCUGGUUCGCCUCACCAACUCGAACGACCCGGAAAUCACCCCCGAUCAAGCUAAAGCCCUCCUCGCAGAGGUCAUCCAGAUAGGGUCCAAGAUCCACGGGGCCACCAACACCAACAACACGCUGAUAGUGGCCCUGGCCGAGGCCGGAACCGAAGCGCAACUGCGCCGGAUUCUGAUCAAUCCGGAAACGCGCGUCAACCACGAAUACAUCCUGACGCAGUGUGAGUUCCUGGUGAACUCGGGUAAGCUGGACGUGGUGCUCCGCCUGGCCAAAUGCGCCCGGGGACUGGCCAACGUGCGGGAGGCGGACUUCCUCGGGGUCAUCAUGAAGCAGUACGCGAGGGAUAAUAACUGUGAGGCGGCCGUGGCGCUUUUUAACCGGUUGCAGGCCGAGGAGGGGGAGCUUAAGAUUAGCGGGGACUUUGCGAGGAAGCUGAUCGACUUGUUGGAGGUGAAUAACUACGAGGUGCCGAAUGCGGUGCGAUUGUAUGCCAAGUGAGUUAGGGUGGAUGAUUUAGAGAGUAGUUCCUAAGAUGUUAAAAUGACGAUUGGAUUGUGUAAUAAACGUAACUUGUUAGUCAU